This is a messenger RNA of Schizophyllum commune H4-8, 786 nucleotides long. RefSeq lists its product as uncharacterized. The transcript is spliced from 3 exons. The record is from RefSeq and is a predicted model, not a curated record. NCBI's taxonomy places the organism in Eukaryota, Fungi, Basidiomycota, Agaricomycetes, Agaricales, Schizophyllaceae. The coding region runs from base 8 to 700 and encodes 230 amino acids.
GUGGAAGAUGGUCGAGGGCUCGGUGACGGAGGUUGAUGAAGCAACCGUCCUCACCGACCCCACGGGUAUGCACAUCGGUGCAGGGCCGUGCAUGUUGAUAUACAGUCGCUCGGUCACGGAUGAGCAGCGAUGGGACAUGGACCACCCGCGAUACCAUGAGCACUUCAUGUCGAAUGUCCUACAAUGCAACGCGCAAUACUUCGAGAAGCUGCCUGACGAGGUGAAGGCGCGGAUAGAGACAACGUGGGGCUCUGCAGACGCAUUCGUGCGAAGAGGCAUGCCUUCACAAGCCGUGCCCCAUCCCAUGUCUCCGACUGCCCGCUCAGCCUCACCGUCGACAGCGAUGAGCGUGGAUCUUACUCGCGACACACCGCCCCGUGGCCCGCGACCCGAGAAGCCUGGCCACGUCGCUAGCACUUCGCAUGCGGCGAGCCCGUCGUCGCACCGUAAUUCGUUGCGCAAGACCAGCUCGGCGUCGCGGGAUACGAUCAUGCGCGAUCCGCCGCUGCAGCACCGAGACGCGAGCGUGCGGGAUGUGCCGCCGCACCAGGCGCGGGAGCCGCGAGACCUGCCGCCACAUCAAGCGCUACCUCGGGAGGGCUCUAUGAGCCGGGUGGAAGGGCCUCACGGGCCCAGGGAGGCGUCGAUGGGCAGGAGCAGCCCAUCGUUGAGCCGGGAUGCGUCCAUGUCGAACCCAUGAUCUAGCGGUGAGGAUAAUGCGAGACUCAAGGCCCCCUCGUGUACUUUUACCUGCAUAUUUAUUGCCUCGUACUGCUGCUUGCUGCC